Messenger RNA from Colletotrichum navitas, 6145 nucleotides. Its product is annotated as COPII coat assembly protein SEC16. The record is from RefSeq and is a predicted model, not a curated record. Gene Ontology annotation, cellular component: ER to Golgi transport vesicle membrane; endoplasmic reticulum exit site. The coding region runs from base 132 to 5960 and encodes 1942 amino acids. The transcript is spliced from 2 exons. NCBI's taxonomy places the organism in Eukaryota, Fungi, Ascomycota, Sordariomycetes, Glomerellales, Glomerellaceae. Gene Ontology annotation, biological process: Golgi organization; COPII vesicle coat assembly; autophagy.
CCAUUCGACGCUAAACCCCUGGACUCGCGCAUCUAUAGUCUUGUGCUGACAAUCUUGACGCAGCUGUUUCCCGAGUCUUUGAUCUCAUCACAUCGCAAAGCCGCAUGAGCCAACCUAAUUAAACGACCGUCAUGUCUUCUGAGACCGCGAACUCCUCGUGGCAUCCGGCUUUUAUGCCUAACGAUGCCAGUGGCGAUGCACCUUCGCGCGCAAAACCCGUCGCCUCCCCACCCCCAGCUUCCGACCAAAGCCAAAUCACCGAAGAUGCCGAGCAUGUAUCCCAACCGCAACACGGGAUCCAGCUCGAGGAAAAACCCGAAACCCCGACGAGUCCCUGCGUCGCCGAGGGUGACGAGGAAGAUGUCACAGACGAUUGGCCUGUCUUCGACCGACAGGCAGCAGACGUCCCGACCGAGUCUAACGCGGUCAACGACAAUUCUCCCGUUCCAAACACCACUGCUGAAUCCAAGCCAGCACCUCCACCUCCUUCUUCCGCAGCGGCAGAGGAGGCUGCUCAGGAGUCACGUACUGUUGCCGAGGAACCUAAGCCAACUGCACCUGCAAUGGGCCAUGUCAGCAACAACUCAUUCACUCGAACCGUUUCUCAAGAGUUCAACUGGGAUGAUGACCACGACCACGAGUGGACUCUUCCUCGAACCGAUACCGACCCUUUCGACUUUAUGCCACCGAGCGAUAGAACGAACUCGUUCCCGCCAGUGCCACCGGUUUCCGGGGCUUCCACUGCUGCCCCCGGCACAGAGCAGCCGCUUCCGUCUAAUCAAGCUGAGGACGUAAUCAAUGAGAUUGAGAACACGUCCGAGCACUUUGAUACCGGCGCUCGUCAGGAGACGAAUUGUGCAGUGACCGAGUCUCAUACUGAAUUUGGCGACGAAGGAAAUCACGACGAUCAACAUUACGUUGGCCGUGAUGCGACUUUCACCGAAGAGGAGGAUUUCGGUUCACGGUACGAAGAAGGGGUUCCAUUGAUUCCCCAUCCGGAGUCCAAUGAGGAAGCGUCACAAACCUCGCAGAAAGUGCCGGGUUUUGGAGAAGAGGAAACUGGCGAGGAGGACUUCUUCAGUCAGAUCCAAAACUCCAACGUCGACGAUGACUUCCCAGACUUUGCUAAAAGCCAGACUCUGGAGCGUAAAUCUACCAUGCAAGCCAUGGGCGAUAUGAAAACUACAUCGUCCAGAGCUGACACUCUGGGAGAAAUGCUUGAAGAAGACGACGAGAACGAUGCAGCAGCUACAACCCAGCCGACAGACACCACAGAUGACCCGAAGUCGACUCCUGAGUCUACCCAGCCUGAAGCUGCCGAAGCAAUGCCAACGGAUGAUCUUGCUGCCAAGUGGGAAGAAGCCUUUGCGGACGAUGAUGGCGAGGACUUCUUGCUCGACGACACCCUCGACGAGAACGGCGAAUCCAAGCCAGUUGACCCUUCGGCAUUUUUUGGGAGCGACGACGAGGGUUUCCUCGAGGACGAAGAAGAGUCUCAGCUUCCGCCUUCCUCCGUGGCACCCUCUCAGGCACAGCACCCCGGCCAACAAGGGCGAUACAUACCUGCUGCCGCACCUCAACAAGCUACCCCAUCCCCUUACGCUCCGAGUACGCAGGCAGUGCCGUCUCCUUACCAACCUCAGACAGGAACUGCGCCUUUUGCGCCGGUGGCUCCAUUCACAGCUCAGCAGGUGCCCCCCGAGCCUCCAAAAACACAAAGCUUCGCAGCACAGUCCAAAGGCGGUUACACGUCCCCAUACGAUCUUCCUAUGGAGGUGGUUAAGCCGAAGAAGAGGGCUAGCACACAGCAGCUGCCACGGAGCCCAUCGGCUGGGCCGUCGUUAGCUCCCCCUAGAAGCGCCAGCAUGCAGUCUCACACGCCUCCCCCACCAAGAGCUGCUACAUCUGCUACCUCGCCCUCGACAUCGGGCCACUCUGUGCAGCCUCCAUCGACGGGGAACAAGGGCCCACCGCCACUGCAAAACAAAGGCAGCUUCUUUGAGGAGCUUCCGUUGGCUUCGAAGCCUCGGUCUGCAUCGCGACAGAGCUACCGCGUCUCUUCGCCUUCUUUGGCUGGUCCUUCUGAACCUCUCCAGCCCCCUGCUCAGCCUCAGCUUGCCCCAUCGCCGUUGUCGCCGCCUAUGCUCUCACCUCCGGGUAUGUCCCGCUCAGCAUCUGGGGGCAUUGCAAAUCUAGUACCUGGUGAGCGUGUCAACCCCUAUGCACCUCAAACGGCGCAGCAGCAGGCCCAUGGCAUUCCCAGCAACGCCAGGUACUCGCCUGCCCCUCCACCCGCCCCGACAGCCAAUGGAACCAGUCGACCGUCAUCUUCAAGCAGAUACUCGCCCGCACCUACGGCUGCGAGACCCUCUGUGCCUGCUUUCGCGUCUCCCACUGUUUUGCCACACUUACCUAGGACUUCCAGUCCCCUCGCUCACUUCGAGGUUUCUCGCGAAGCCCCGACAACCAAUGGAGACCAUCCUCCGCCCGAUCGAAGGUCGAGCUACAGCCUCGAGCCCCGCAGAGUGCCAUCACUCCCUACAACGCGCGAGGUUGAGGAAGAGGAUGAGUCGAAGAUCUCGCAACCAGGUCAACCUGCCAACGGCGUACCUGCAGAGUCUCGCUAUAGCCCGGCGCCCGCGAUGGCCGCAAGGCAGACCCCCCCGCCAUUCUCCCACGGUCCUCCUAUGAACUCCACUUUGUCGCCUUCAAAGAGAUCUUCAGGUUAUCUACCACAAGCCGCCCUCCACGAUUCCCCGCCCGACAACAGAAAUGCACCACCACCACGGUCACAAACGCAGUCACCAGGGUCAUUUCAUGGAGCGCACCCAUCAUCCCAUCCUGUACCUCGGCCGCCUUCGGUCCAGAGCCCCCCAUCACCCCGAGCAGGCAGAUCGUCACAUCCGGUACAAGCUCAUGCAUCUCGCCCUCGUGGACCCUCUCAAACCUUCAACAUGGUUGCGCCGACCGACGGCCGUGAAAACGAUCCCCUGCAGAGAUGGAAGGGCGCACCGAUUAUCUCGUGGGGCGUUGGCGGCACCAUCGUCACCUCGUUUCCCAAGAACGUACCGCGUUACGGCAUAGGCUCAACAGCUCCGAUGAUUAUCCGUAGCCCAGGGGAGGUUCAUGUUAAGCAUGUUAAGGACAUCCAACCGCCUGAAGAACGACUGGCGAAGUUUCCAGGCCCCCUGCGUGGAAAAUCGAAGAAGAAAGAAACAGUCGCCUGGUUAACCGCAGGCAUAGAGGCUCUCGAGAGGGAACUGCCCGAGGUUCCCUUCCAAACCCAGUUGUCCCAUGAGCACAAACGUAACAUUGAGAGAGUUCUGCUUUGGAAAAUACUCCGAGUCUUUGUCGAACAUGAUGGCGUGUUGGAAGGCACUGCAGCGGUUGACAAGGCUGUUAGAGAUGUAUUGGCUCCUGGCCUCACUGCCGAUGAACCCGACGGUGCGACGGGCUACGGUGCUGGCAUCAGCGGCGUCGAUGCGAUCCGUGAGCCUUCUUCGGGCCAGAUGAUGGCCGAUACCGUGGAUUCGUCCGUUAUGGACCAGAUUCGAAAACAUCUGCUGAUUGGCGACCGAGAGAAGGCAGUUUGGGUCGCUGUCGACAAGCGACUCUGGGGACAUGCCAUGUUGAUCUCCAAUACUGUGUCCCCGGAUCUCUACAAGCAGGUUGCACAAGAAUUCGUCAGGAAAGAGGUGAACUACCCCGGGCAUAACAACGAGUCUAUCGCUGCGCUGUACAAGGUUCUCUCUGGGAACCAUGAUGAUUGCGUCGAUGAAUUAGUUCCCGCCCAUGCCCGCGCUGGUUUUCAACUUGUCAACACGGUUUCGUCUACCGGGCCGACCAAGAAUGCCACCGAAGGACUUGACAAAUGGUGCGAGACCCUGGGACUAGUGCUGAGCAACAGAAGUCCCGAGGAUAUCCGUGCCCUGAAUGCCCUGGGUAGCCUGUUGUCCUCGUAUGGACGAGCCGAGGCCGCGCAUAUCUGCUUCCUCUUUGCCAGGAAAGCCUCCGUUUUUGGAGGUCUGGACGACGCUGCCUCAAACUUCGUCCUUGUCGGAGCGGAUCACAAGACACAGGGUGAUCAGUUCGCAAAGGAGACCGAAGCUUUGUUGUUGAGCGAGGUCUAUGAGUACGGCCUGUCACUCGCAGGUGGCCCAGCCUUGUCUGCCGGCGUGCCACACUUGGCUGCAUACAAACUCCAACACGCCAUGACGCUUGCCGAGUAUGGCCUCCGAGACAAGGCAUUACAAUACUGCGAGGCCCUUGCCACCUCCAUCAACGCUCAAACCAAGAGAUCGCCCUAUCAUCAUCCGAUCCUGGAGACAGCUGUAGAGAACCUUAGAACGAGACUCAGGCAGGCUCCCAAGGAAGAGUCAUCUUCUUGGAUCACCAAGCCCAGCAUGAACAAGGUCUCGGAUACAGUUUGGAGCCGCUUCAACAAAUUUGUUGCUGGAGAUGAAAACGACGGUUCUGCCGCUGGCGCAUCAGCAGAGGGUGGUACAGAAUCUGGUCCGUUUGCUCGUUUGGCAGGAGGCACGCCCACCAUCAGUCGAUCGCCGUCAUUGACAAACUUUGAACCAAUCUAUGGAGCUGGUGCUCCGAGUUUCCCUGUUGGCUCUCCGCCUGCCACGGCCCCGAUCCCCGCUACAAGGGCUGCCUCCCGAUAUGCGCCGGCCACAUCUCAAACACCUGCGCUCUCCAGCUCUUAUGAGCCUGGUUCCGGGUACACACAAGGCCCAGCUUCAGUGGGACGCUCAUCGAACGAAUACUCUCGCAGCCCAUACGAACCUCGAAGCUCGAUGGAUUCACAGCCUGGCUACACAAACGGUGGGUAUGCUCCUCAGACUUCUGCUGCGCCAAUGCAGGGUUAUCCGUCGCCCACUUACGGCGGCACUCAAGAGAUGGCCGCUCCUGUGCAUAUGCAACCAAGCGCAGCUACUAUCUCUCCCAUGCUGUCGCCGAAAAAGUCGUCAUACCAGGGGUAUGAGCCGUAUGGCGCAGGCCAAGUGACGGCGGAGAGCCAGGCCGAAGAGUCGGCGGAAAACACCCAGCAGUCGAACCUGGCUAGCUCGGGUUACCAGCCGCCUUCUUACGGAUAUGAGCCACCGUCUAUAGCGCCCAACGAUGAGAGCGCAACACAGACUCAGGAGUCUGGUGGAGCUGGCGGCUAUGAGUCCUCCACUUACCAGCCGUACAGCUACGAACCUCCCUCGUAUAAUGCCGAGCCUGAUAAUGAUGAUGAAACCACCGAGCGCAAGCCGAAGCCCAAGAGUUUCAUGGAUGACGACGACGAUGAUAUUCCUGCCCUGAAGACGCUCAAGUCUCAAGAAAAGAGCAAAGCCGACAAGGACAAGGAAAAUGAAGAAAUGUUCAAGAAAGCGGCGGAAGAAGACGCCAAACGAGCAGCAGCUCAGCAGCAGCAAAAGAAGGGAUGGGGUUUCACCAGUUGGUUUGGCGGCAAGAAGGAGGCCAGUCCCGAGCCUCAGGGCAACAAGCCUGUCAAGGCCAACCUUGGCGAAUCCAGUAGCUUUGUGUACGAUCCCGACCUCAAGCGUUGGGUGAAUAAAAAGGCCGGCGCAGAAAUGACUCCGGCCAAGACUGCGACACCGCCGCCGCCAAAGGGUGCCCCCAGGUCCAACACAGGCACGCCCCCGCCACCUCGCACCAUGACACCGCCGAUGGGCCGGUCAAGCGCCCCCCCUGGAGGGCCUGGACUCGCCAGCACCCCGCCCCAAGACAGUCUUGGUAUUCCUCCAGGACCGCGACCGUCCGGCCUGAUGCGAUCCGUGUCAAACACGAGCACUGGUGGGCCUCUCGCCGGACCACCAAGCCGACCACCGACGAGUAUGAGCAAUGCCAGCAGCAUUGACGACUUGAUCAGCGCGGCAGGUCCACGCAAGCCGGGAGCCAAGAAGGCAAAGAAGGGCGGCCGAUAUGUGGAUGUGAUGGCCAAAUAAGGUGGUAGACCAGGAUUGCGAUUUCUAGACGCACAAGCGAGCGUAACUGGCCGAUUGAGCCAGCAACGGAAUGUUGUAACAUAGACUUUGGGGUAAAUGCAUUAUAAUGGUCCAUCGGAUGGAUCACUGCCCCUCCAAGGAAGGUGGGUGUCUCCGAUGUGGAAUGAACAGCCAUGGUGUACUAU